GAUAGGUCUCAGUACUUUUACUUUAUUUAAAUAAUUAUAGUUUAUCAUAUCCUCUCAUGACACUCCCAUUUCUUUAGCUAAGAUCAUAGAUGAUGAAUUGAUGAUUGGAUUCAUUCCGCCCCCACACACACUACAUACAUAUCAAUUUAUAUUGCAGUAAUUAUUUUAGCCAUCGCGCGUCCUAUCAGCCCCGCCCUUGCAAGGAGAAAGAAUCCAAGUGAAGUAUAAAAGUAGAAUGUACGGUAGAUUUUAUGACAGGAGAGAGCUGGAUAUGUCGUCUCAAGAGUUACAAGAGGUGCCAAUUUCAUCUGUUGAUGGAGAAAAAGAGCAAGCCACAGCUGAUGCUCCAGAAAAAAAGGAAGAUGAAGAGCAAUCACCAAAAGAAGCCAUUAUAAGCAUCUGCAGUGUGCCAGAAGGCCCGGUUCUUCGCCAAAAUACUUCCUCUUUGCUGGUGGCAUGUUUUGGAGAAUUUUUUGGAACAUGGUUGCUAACUCUUGGGAUUUGCACUUCAGUGGCUGCAGCUGCAAUUGCAGGAGCGCAGUCUGCUAUAUGGCAUGUAGCAUUUCCAGGUGGUCUUGGUGUUGCAAUCUCAAUAUGCAUAUCAGCCCACUUCUCCGACGCUCAUCUCAAUCCAGCUGUGUCUCUUGCUUUUGCUGUCAUACGAUUCAAAAAAUUUCAUUGGUUCCGUUUGGGUCCAUAUAUUCUUGCUCAGUUCCUUGGGUCUCUGUUUGCUGGCCUCACUGUCUUCAUUGCUUAUCGAGGAUCUAUCAAUGCAUUUGAAGAUGCUCGUAACAUCACUAGAGGAGAGCCUGGAAGUCAGUUGUCCGCAAUGGCAUUUGGAGAAUAUUUCCCGAACCCUGCUGUCUUCAAUCCUAAUGAGUUUACUGGGAUUACAUCAGUUUUUGAGGCUUUCCUGAUUGAAACUUGGGGUACAUUUAUACUCGUAUUCGUUAUAUUCAGUGUUACUCACCCAAGCAAUGCUAUCAUAUCUAAUAACAAGGGAUUGAUACCAUUUGUCAUUGGUCUAACCGUUGCUAUACUUAUCAGCGUCUAUGGCCCACUUACUAUGGCUGGUCUCAAUCCAGCUAGAGAUUUUGGGCCACGAGUAAUUGCAGCUAUCGCUGGCUGGGGAACCAUAGCCAUACCGGGCCCGAGGAAUGGUUUUUGGCUGUACAUCGUUGGUCCUUUCAUUGGUGGAGUACUUGGAGGAGGUGCUAGUGAUUUAGCUCUCUACUGCAUGAAACGUUUCAAGAAAUAAAGAGCUGCCUUUUAUGAACCCGUAUACUUUUAAAUGUGUGCUAAUUUAAAUCACAGUCUAUUUUAUUAUUUAGUUCUCAGAACUUAGAAAUUAUAUUUUAAAUACAUUCUUUCGAGUUUAAUUAAUUUUAAAUUUAUUCAUUUUGAUUUACUCCACCUUUCAAAAAUUAAAAUAAUUAUAUUUUGUGUUUGCAUUUUGUGAAUUUUCAAAGUCGCCACUACCACGG
Messenger RNA from Amphimedon queenslandica, 1484 nucleotides. Its product is annotated as glycerol uptake facilitator protein-like. Lineage: Eukaryota; Metazoa; Porifera; Demospongiae; Haplosclerida; Niphatidae. The record is from RefSeq and is a predicted model, not a curated record. Gene Ontology annotation, biological process: glycerol transmembrane transport; water transport. Gene Ontology annotation, cellular component: plasma membrane. Gene Ontology annotation, molecular function: water channel activity; glycerol channel activity. Bases 236 to 1258 code for a protein of 340 amino acids. The transcript has 3 exons.